Molecule: messenger RNA, 3205 nt
Organism: Trachymyrmex septentrionalis
Lineage: Eukaryota; Metazoa; Arthropoda; Insecta; Hymenoptera; Formicidae
Product: insulin-like growth factor-binding protein complex acid labile subunit
Exons: 4
Coding region: 624-2657 (677 amino acids)
Cellular component (GO): extracellular matrix
Molecular function (GO): protein binding
Source: RefSeq, a predicted model, not a curated record
CAUUACGGCGCAGUUUGACUUCGCCGGCGGUUCUACUUCUUUUUUUUUUCCUCCUCGCAUAUGUUUCGAGCGCGAAACACGUUUGAAAAAAAAAAAUUAGCACUGUCGCGCAAGCGCACAUGUCCGACGUCAGAUUUCGCCGUGUCUCCGCGCGAACUUUCUGCUCCCGCAACGAAUAUCGUGCUCGUUAUCGGGAUACGUUAUCGGGCCAUCGCGUUCGCACGCAGAUCGCGAUAACAGGCGAUAACGCUCGACGAAGUCAACAAGGUCCCUCGCCGGAAACGUCGCAUCCGCGUCCUCACGCUGCUAAAGCAAAAUAGAAUGUGUAACUAAUUUGAAAGAUCAAAAGGAAGAAAAGAAAUGAAAAAACAAGGAAACCGUGUAAAAAUCGAAUGAGCCACAAGAACGGGGCCCGAAAACUGAAUGUGUUCCACGCACAACACGCGUACGAACGAGAGUGCGCCUCGGUAGAUUUUAACCCUGAGUUCACUCGGAUAUGAUUUAAUUUAACCGCGGCUCUCGGUAAUCCGACCGUUCAAUCUAUCUCUGUCCACCGACGAGUGCGCGCAAGUUUCUUCUUCGUCAGUAUUGUCGGUCUCCUUGGCCUUUUCCUUCUGAUUAUAAUGGCAAAGAUGACAACAGCGUUGUCCCUACUUGCGGUCUAUUUUAUUAUUACGACAUCAGCCUUUAAUAACGAGGAAUUGCCGGAGCAAGAAUGCCCUGUGGAUUGCCACUGUCACUACUUUCGCGUCAACUGGGUGACGGAUUGCUCGGACAGCAAUCUGACGACCAUUCCAUACAACGAGCUGAGUCAUAAUGUCUAUAUUUUAGACAUGAAUGAUAAUAAUAUUGCAGACAUCAGUCCGUUUCCAGAAUCGAUCAAAUUGAGGCGUCUUCAGAUGGCACACAACCGAUUAACUGAACUGACAUAUGAAUCAUUUGCUGGAUUGACGUACCUUCUGGACGCAGAUUUCUCAUAUAACGCCAUUACGCGGGUAGAUCCCGAAGCAUUUCGGGACAGCCCGGGUCUAAUUACAUUGGAACUCCAACACAAUCCCUUGGACGAGGUUGAGGAACCCUUCCUGAAUUGCCGUACGCUGCUGUAUCUCGAUCUGAAUUCAUGCGGGAUCUGGCACCUCAACACGCGCUUCUUCUACAACACGACGAAUUUGAAUAAGCUCGAUCUAUCGUACAAUCCCCUGCAAAGGAUAGAGCCGGGCCCUUUCGAUCAUCUGACGAAUUUGGAAUAUCUCAAGUUAAACGGAUGCAAUUUAACCUAUAUAUCACCUGAGGCAUUUUCUCACCUAGAAAAUUUGCGACAGUUAGAGAUAGCAGACAAUGAAUUAAAAACAUUGAACUGGAGAAGCGUUCUCACACCGUUGGUACGUUUGGAACAUCUAGAUAUCCGCAAAACCGGUAUCACGAAUCUACCGGGUGAUGCCUUCGCCAAGAACUUAUAUCUCUUACAACUGGUUCUCGCGGAUAAUGAACUGUGGCAUCUAGAUGUCGAAGAUACGCUCGGUCACAACUUGCACAGUCUACAAUCUCUAGACUUAUCGAAUUGUAAUUUACAAGAUCGUCUAUCUGAGGAAGCUUUUAGAAACGCAAGCAAGCUACGCGUCCUCAAUCUGAGCGGUAAUCCAAUGUUCGCUAGCGAUUUAACUGCCGUUCUGCGCCAUUUGCCAAAACUUCAUAAGCUCUCCCUCAGCAAUUGCAGUCUUCGAAGAUUGCCAGAUACCUUUGAUGUAUUCGAACACCUAGAGGAACUCGAUAUUUCUUAUAAUCCAUUAUCUGACGCAUUCGUCAGUCUUCUCAAUCCGUUAAGCGCUUUGGAAUAUUUAGAUAUGUCUUAUUGCGGUCUCGGUUAUGUUGGAACUAACACUUUUGCACAAAUGACUUUCUUAAAACAGUUAAUUCUUUCGGGAAAUGAACUUCAUACUCUGGAAGAAGGAUUGUUUGCAAAUUUGACGCGUUUGGAAAGCCUAGAGCUCAACAACUGCGACCUCAAGGCACCUCCCGAUCCAAAAGUUUUCGGUGACCGCGAGUUAACUGAUAUAAUAGAACUCAAACUCAGUGGCAAUCCGCUGAUCGUACCCGAUGAAGGCUCAUUGUUCCCAACGCAGCUCUCCAAGUUGGAGAUUUUAGACCUCAGCAACUGUGGCAUCUCACACUUGAACGAAGACAUAUUUGCUACAACGAAUAAUCUCACUCAAUUGAAUCUUUCGGGCAACACAAUAUCUGGUGUAGAAAAUUUGAGUUCUCUGAAAACAUUGCCCAGAUUAGAACAUAUAGACCUUAGCAACAACAAACUGCGUACGAUCCAUCCGAAGAUAUUGAAGGCAAAUCCACGCUUAUUAUCGAUUAAUCUCAUGGGAAAUCCGUUUAUUUGCAAUUGCUCUAUCGCAGAGACCUGGGAUUGGGCUGUGCAGGAAAAAGGUGAUCUUCACGUGCUCGUUGGCAGUCAACUGGCCAAUUUUGAAACCGGCUCAGUAAAACGAAGAAAAAAUCUCUCUUGCGCCUACGACGAAGAAACGUAUCGAAAUAUGAUAGAUAGCAGUCAGUCAACCGCAAAUCGCAAACAUUAUCCCAGCCAGUUUACUCCUUCUCGUACUUGGGCUAAAUACGUUCGCGAAUCUAACUGUAAUCGGCGUUCAUGAUAUGCGGCGGUUAACUAUCAACAUCCGAUAUUGAAUGUCUACUAUCGUAAGGUACGUAGAUAUAAACAGGAACUUUGAGCAAGUUCCGUAUUAUUAAAUAUCAUUGCAACGUCGUCAUAUCGUGCGAGCCAUUAACUACAAUAUAAUAAUAUUGUAAAAUUUAUAUUUCCGUGGCAUUAUUUUUGUAGUCAUAGGAUUAAGGCAGACCUGUAAUAGUUUACAGUUUAUAUAUUAGAAAGUAUCGUAAAGCAUGUCCAUUGAAAGUAUUGAAAUGUUACUAAGUCAAAAAAAUACUCGGUUUUGUAUAUAUAUUUUUCUUUUUUGUACAUAGUAUAAUAAUGAUUCUUGUUCUCUCUCACUCUCGUCGAUCAGGCUUUAUCUUCGUGUAUCUAAUUCAACAAAUGUUUAAGUUAAAAGUCAAAUCAGAAUAGAUCAGCUGCCAAUGAUCGACGUUAAAUAGAGAAAGUUAAAAAGAGUUUAGAAAAAUCAGUAAGGACUAAAUAAUUUCAUGUAUCUAUAUAAAGGUUGUAGUCAUUUUAAAAUAGGCU